Molecule: messenger RNA, 237 nt
Organism: Iphiclides podalirius (scarce swallowtail)
Lineage: Eukaryota; Metazoa; Arthropoda; Insecta; Lepidoptera; Papilionidae
Source: the annotation of a GenBank genome assembly
AUGAACAAAAUCGACCGGUGCACGUACCCCGAUGGCAUGGAACUGCACCUUAAAAAAUCGAUUAAUCCCGUUGAGGUCUCGCGAUGGAGGGCCCUCGUUGGAUUUUUGAGUGAGCCCGUGUUCCGGGGGGCGCAUGCGCGGCCGGGGGCCUGUGACGUCACGCGGCGCUCCCGGGGCGCAGCGCCAGUGCCCGCGACCGCGCGACCAACCACGCGCCUCUCCCGCCUCGUGGCCUCU